Fukomys damarensis (Damara mole-rat) is the source of this 4020-nucleotide messenger RNA. RefSeq names its product fibroblast growth factor receptor 3 (gene Fgfr3). NCBI's taxonomy places the organism in Eukaryota, Metazoa, Chordata, Mammalia, Rodentia, Bathyergidae. Gene Ontology annotation, molecular function: fibroblast growth factor receptor activity; ATP binding; fibroblast growth factor binding. Bases 268 to 2658 code for a protein of 796 amino acids. The record is from RefSeq and is a predicted model, not a curated record. Gene Ontology annotation, biological process: multicellular organism development; positive regulation of MAPK cascade; fibroblast growth factor receptor signaling pathway. Gene Ontology annotation, cellular component: signaling receptor complex; membrane. The transcript is spliced from 16 exons.
GAAUUGAGUCCUUGGGACAGAAACUGGUUGGUAGAGCUGACGAUGCUGGAUGCCACCCCAUCCUCUACAGGAGCCAUUUGGGCAGCCCUGUUGGUGUGUUUGAGCUGGACUCCAGGCUGAAGAUCCUUUCUUAGUCAGGCCCUGCUGCACCUUGCCCAUGGGUUGCAUAGUGGGGUGCUGCAUCCUGGCUUGUCUGCUUUGGAUACCUCACCAUUGCCCAUUUCACCCGCAGAGGCCCUGGGGUCUGAGCUGGGCCAGCAGGAGCCGAUGGUCUUUGGCAGCGGGGACACUGUGGAGCUGAGCUGCCAUCCACCCAGAGGUAACCCGGGGGGCCCCACAGUUUGGGUCAAGGAUGGCGAGGGGCUGGUGUCCUCUGACCGGAUCCUGGUGGAGCCCCAGCGACUACAGGUGCUGAAUGCCUCCCAUGAGGAUGCUGGGGCCUACAGCUGCUGGCAGCAGCUCAUGCAGCGUGUACUGUGCCGCUUCAGCGUGCACGUGACAGAUGCCCCCUCCUCAGGAGAUGACGAAGAUGGGGAAGAUGUGGCUGAAGACACAGGGCCCCCAUACUGGACUCGACCUGAGCGGAUGGACAAAAAGCUGUUAGCCGUGCCGGCUGCCAACACUGUGCGCUUCCGCUGCCCGGCUGCCGGCAACCCCACACCCUCCAUCUCCUGGCUGAAGAAUGGCAAGGAGUUCCGAGGGGAGCAUCGCAUCGGAGGCAUCAAGCUGCGGCAUCAGCAGUGGAGCCUGGUCAUGGAGAGUGUGGUGCCCUCGGACCGUGGCAACUACACAUGUGUGGUGGAGAACAAGUUUGGCAGCAUCCAGCAGACGUACACGCUGGAUGUGCUGGAGCGCUCCCCACACAGGCCCAUCCUGCAGGCGGGGCUGCCGGCCAACCAGACCGUGGUGCUAGGAAGUGAUGUUGAAUUCCACUGCAAGGUGUACAGUGACGCACAGCCACACAUCCAGUGGCUAAAGCACGUGGAGGUGAAUGGCAGCAAGGUGGGCCCUGACGGCACACCCUACGUCACUGUGCUCAAGUCCUGGAUCAGUGAGAAUGUGGAGGCAGACGCGCGCCUCCGCCUGGCCAAUGUGUCGGAGCGGGACGGGGGCGAGUACCUCUGUCGAGCCACCAAUUUCAUAGGCGUGGCUGAGAAGGCCUUUUGGCUGCGCGUUCACGGGCCCCGAGCAGCAGAGGAGGAGCUGGUGGAGGCGGACACAGCUGGCAGUGUGUAUGCGGGCAUCCUCAGCUCCGGGGUGGGCUUCUUCCUCUUCACCCUGGUGGUGGCAGCCGUGACGCUCUGCCGCCUGCGUAGCCCCCCCAAGAAGGGCCUGGGCUCUCCUACCGUGCACAAAGUCUCCCGUUUCCCGCUCAAGCGACAGGUAACAGUGUCCUUGGAGUCCAACUCGUCCAUGAGCUCCAAUACGCCACUGGUCCGCAUCGCCAGGCUGUCCUCGGGAGAGGGUCCCACACUGGCCAACGUGUCUGAGCUCGAGCUGCCUGCUGACCCCAAGUGGGAGCUAUCCCGGUCCCGGCUGACCCUGGGCAAGCCUCUCGGGGAGGGCUGCUUUGGCCAGGUGGUCAUGGCGGAGGCCAUUGGCAUCGACAAGGACCGUGCCGCCAAGCCCGUCACCGUGGCUGUGAAGAUGCUGAAAGACGAUGCUACUGACAAGGACCUUUCAGACCUCGUUUCGGAGAUGGAGAUGAUGAAGAUGAUCGGCAAGCACAAGAACAUCAUCAACCUGCUGGGGGCCUGCACGCAGGGUGGGCCCCUGUAUGUGCUGGUGGAGUACGCAGCCAAGGGCAACCUGAGGGAGUACCUGCGGGCUCGGCGGCCCCCGGGCCUGGACUACUCCUUUGACACCUGCAAGCUGCCCGAGGAGCAGCUCACCUUCAAGGACCUGGUGUCCUGUGCCUACCAGGUGGCCCGGGGCAUGGAGUACCUGGCCUCCCAGAAGUGCAUCCACAGGGACCUGGCUGCCCGCAAUGUGUUGGUGACUGAGGACAACGUGAUGAAGAUCGCCGACUUCGGCCUGGCCCGUGAUGUUCACAACCUCGACUACUAUAAGAAGACCACCAAUGGCCGGCUGCCUGUGAAGUGGAUGGCACCUGAAGCCCUGUUUGACCGAGUCUACACCCACCAGAGUGACGUCUGGUCCUUUGGGGUCCUGCUGUGGGAGAUCUUCACGCUAGGGGGCUCGCCAUACCCUGGCAUCCCUGUGGAGGAGCUUUUCAAGCUGCUGAAGGAGGGCCACCGCAUGGACAAACCAGCCAACUGCACGCAGGACUUGUACAUGAUCAUGCGGGAGUGCUGGCAUGCCGUGCCCUCGCAGAGGCCCACCUUCAAGCAGCUGGUGGAGGACCUGGACCGCAUCCUUACUGUAACAUCCACCGAUGAGUACCUGGACCUGUCAGUGCCCUUUGAGCAGUACUCUCCCGGUGGCCAGGACACGCCCAGCUCCAGCUCCUCGGGGGGCCCCAUGCCCAAGCCCAGUGCGGAUGGACACAGACAGAUGCUGCAUCUCUGUGAGGGAGAGGUCUCGAGGCCCAGGCACAAGGUCCCCGGGGCAUCUGCGCUGCUGUACAAGGCCCUCCUGAGUGACUGGCACCAGGAGGCCAAGGGACCUUGCUCCGGGGAUGCCAGACUUAGAAUGUAAGGGGGCUCCCACCUCCCUCAACCCCACUGCCACCUCCAGGGAGCAUCUCAGAGUGGGCUGCGCCCCCCUCCAGUCCCCCAAGCUGAGCCUGCAGGGUAUCCCCUUGCAGCGAGUCCUGACCCCGCAGGGCAUCUUGCACCUGGGGCUGAGCAGAAGCUCCCCCACUUCCCACCCUGCCCCUCAGACUGAAAUUACGGGUACCUGAACGAGGGAGCCUUUACCUUCUAUCUGAAAGGGUUAUUCAAGAAAUGAGUGUACAUUUCUAUAAAUAGAUGCUGUGUAUAUGGUAUAUGUACAUAUAUAUAAGAGUAUCUAUGUGGGAGAGGAGGUGGCAGGGCCUGUGUGGGGAGGGCCCAUGGGGGUGGGCGGAGGAGCAGAAGGGCUUUUCUGGCACCGCAAUUUUGUUUUAAAAAUUGUACCUACAAGUUCGAGGCCAGCCUGGGCUACUUAGUGAGUUCAGAGCCAGCCUGAACUACAAAGUGAGACCCUGUCUCCAAAAAAAUUGUACCUGGACCUGUAUAUUUGUAAAGCUAUUUAUCGACGCCCAAAUCCCUGGCCUCUCCACAUGAAUAGUGUUUAGCCGGUCACCGGCAGAGAUUUAAGUUGUAACUUAUUAAUAGCUGAGGUGGUUUAUGCUGCGUUUCGAGGUGGUGAGAAUGUACGUUCAGCCGCAGGCCGCCUCGCAGGCUGUGUUGCUGGAGGUGGGUCCAGUGAGCAUUUUUCCUUUGGCCUUUUGCAGGGGAAUUAGAUUUCUACAGGAUCUUUCUUUAGAUUUAUUUUUUGGACUUCAGAGCAAGCUGGUAUUUUCAUACAGAUUCUUCUAAUUACUGUGUAUUCCAGGCAGCAGCCAGUGUCCAAGGAGGGCCGGCUCUGCAUGCAAGUUCAGAUGUUAUUAGAUGUUACAAGUUUAUAUGUAUAUAUAUAUGUAUAUGUAUAAUUUAUUGAGUUUUUACAAGACAUAUUUGCUGUAGACUUAACACUUCUUACGCAAUAUUUUUAGACUUUUUAUAGCCUGGACUGCUACCUUUUAAAGCUUGGGAGAGAGACGUGAAUUUGUCUUUUUUUUUUGGUACUGGGGAUUGAACUCGGGCCCUUGCACUUGCAAGGCAGGCAGCAGAACCACUGAGCUAAAUCCUCGGCCCUUGUGAAUUCAGUUUUGUUCCCUUUUGUACUGUUUUUGGGCCCGAGCCUGAGUGGCUCACACUGCCCGUCUAUCGCUUGCUGGCCAGCCAGCAAGGCUGGGGCGGCCACUUGGAUCUUUCCUCAGGGCCCAGCCAUGGCCAGAAGUGUUGGCCCACACCAGCAGAUGUGACUUUGUUAACCCAGAUGUCCUUUCCAAGAAUAAAGAGACACUGGUUCCCA